Punica granatum (pomegranate) is the source of this 3140-nucleotide messenger RNA. The record is from RefSeq and is a predicted model, not a curated record. Lineage: Eukaryota; Viridiplantae; Streptophyta; Magnoliopsida; Myrtales; Lythraceae.
UUUCCUCUGAAUACCAUUUUUUUUGGCAGCUCUGAAUACCAUUCGAAUUCCUUCGCUUGAAGUAUCUCAUAAAAUAAAACAUCUUACCCUAAAUUAGCCUCUCUCUCUCUCUCUCUCUCUCUCUCUCUCUCUCUCUCUCUCUCUGUGUGUCUUCGCUUCAGUGGUUUCCCGAUCAUCAUCCAGCUUUAGAAUACGAUAGCUUUUGCGCGAGAUAUGGAACCCUAAUUGCCUUGAUCGAUGCAGGCGGUUUGAGACACAAAUUCAUGGAAAUCUUCAGCAACUGAUGCAGAAACUGGCGAAAUUACUGAGAAGAGGAGGACAUAAUUGAAGUUUAUUUUUAGUGGAAGAACAGCCAUGGCAAGCAGCAUAGAGAGUAGUAUCCUUGAUCAUGAUGAACAGAAGAGUACUAAAAACAGUGAUGAAAACCUAGGCGGAAAAUCAUCAACCUUGUCUUCCCAAAAGCUCUCAUCCUUCGAUUUGAAUGAAGAAGCAAGUGUCGAAGAAUUGCAUGAUACCACUAGCAAUACUCUCGGUUCCAGCAAUGUUAAGAGAAACAGUACUGCUCCUUCUUCUGUUGGAAUAGCGCAACCAAGGAAGACUGUGAGGCAAUAUGUUAGAUCGAAGAUGCCCCGUCUUCGAUGGACUCCCAAUCUGCACUCAUCUUUUCUUAAUGCUGUCGAACGUCUAGGAGGACCAGAGCGAGCGACACCUAAGUUAGUUCUUCGACUAAUGAAUGUGAAAGGAUUGAGGAUUGCUCAUGUAAAGAGUCAUUUACAGAUGUAUCGAAUCAAGAAGCUCGAUGAGGCCGGACAAGUUCUAUCCAAGACAUACAGAAGGAUGCAACUGAGAGAUCAUGCUAGUCGUCAAACCAUUGGACUAUUCAAAAUCGAGAAUGGUAGGAUCAUAACAAAUAGCAGGCCGUAUCAGUACAAUGAGAACAAUCCACAUCCAACCCUCCUGAACUCCCAACUCUCCGGACAACCCGAUUCUGAAUCAAGAUUCUCAAGGCAGCUAGAAAUUGCAUUCAGUGAAUUCACGGAAAAGAGACAAAGUCCUCUUGGAAACCAAGUAUCUGGAGAAGAUACAAAACCAACAAUUACUAACCAAUGGAGGGAAGAAAUUAGUUGUGAAACGGGAAGGCACUGCAGUAAAAGUUUCUUCAUUAACAAGUCUCUCAAAUGGAACCAUGCGAGAAAGAUUGAUCCUCCAUUCCUAUUUGAGAAGCAGAGAGACGAGAAGUCAUCGAUUCGGGAUCAGCAGCUGAGGCUGAGAAGCAGAGAAGUGAUCAGCACAGAGCUUUCUCUUUCCUGAUCACCUUUGAUUGAUAAUCAGAAAAGGCUAUAUAUAGAGAAGAAGCUGCAUUUGGAUAUAAGAUGACUACUUAGAUAAGAUCUAACUUGGUGUUACCAAUCGAGUUUAUCAGUAUAAACUGUGAGGGUGAGAUCUUUUCUAAGUAAUCAUCUAGGGGAGAAACCAGUGUCGUUGUUCUUAUGCCUUGAUUAGCUUGUUCUGUUCAAGAGGAGAUUAAUUGAGUAGAGAUCUGAAGGAUCUUUUUUCCUAUUUUUGGUGAUAAUCAUAUAUAUAGAUUAUAUAUAGAGGGCUUAUGUCAAUCUAUCUCAAGAAAGGGUGGGUAACAUGGUGGCAUGUGCCCUAGCCUUCGACGAUUUUCAAGUGCGAUUCCAAAUAAGGGGGACUUCUGAGAUAUCGAAUUUGGAACCUCUUGAUUAUCCGGCGAGAGCGUGCGCCGCUGUGCUACACCCUCUUUUGAUAAUAUUGUUGGAGUUUAUAACGUAUGAAGUUUUUGUUUCUUUUAUUUAUUUAUUUAUUAUUAUUAACUUAACAUGUGAAAGACGUGCAAUAGUGGUAACUACCAGCCAAAGCAAUUGGCUGGCAAAAGUUUUCAUUCCGAACUUUGUUUCCAUUGCUGCAAAAGGGGAAUAAGAUUGCUCCACUGGGGAAUAGUUGAAUUCCCUAAUCGGGAAAAUGAGAUUUUGAUUCCCCAAACCAAACACGGAAUUUGAAUCAACCAUUCCAACCAAACAGAAACAUAUAUUUGAAUCAAACAGAGUGCAAAAGUUUCACGACAAAUUGGAAAAAUAAUUACUCAUUGUAAUACUUCUUGUUUGAGUUUUUCAAGGAAUUAAGAUGACCCAACUUCUUAUGUGGAUCCACGGCUUCGUUUAAUUUAAGUCUAUUUGCACUCUCUUUUAGGUGUGGAACAAAACUGGUUUAUUGUGUGCGAUGAAUAAUUUAUAUAGGCUAAUAUUAUCUUUGGUUGCACUGUAGAACAAAACUGUAUUGCUCAUCUCGUUAUGCAGAAUGUAUGUAGAUUUAGAUGCUGCCAUGAAGAGACUAGCAAGAUCGAGAGAUAUGUGUUCGUUCAUGCUGAGUGCUUCUCUGAUGUGCGAACUGAUGAGGUUUGUGCACACUGCUGGAAGCAUUUCGGUUACAAGCAGUCGACGACAAAACACAUUUCGGUCUGUCUCUUUAUAUGUUGUAUCGUCAAGGGGUCUCCCGACUAGUUUGAAGCUCACUCGAGUUUGUUAGUGAGCAAGUGCAAUGUACUUACGGGCUAAAACAACUCAAAAGUCCUUUGAUCGCCCCAACUAAGGAAUUGAAUUGUUUGCGAUUGUAUUUCUUUGUCCGUUACAUGCUCAAUUUUCUCAGAUUUUGUUAUGCCUUGCAGCUUAUAUGCCUCAUUUGAGCCUCUUGGAUGGAGACCUAUCGGAGGAAGAGAAGAAGGCGGUUCAAGAGAAGGCUAAUUUAAUUCCCUCUACGAGACCAUCAGCAGCCUCAGCUUCCGAAACUCUCGCCUUGCACUCUACAAGAUCAUCACGGAGGGUAAGACCUGCCUUUCAUGGGAAAAGGUUACCGAGCGCACUCUCAGCUCAUCUGAAAUCUUCCUGUCAGAGGGAAUUUGGAGGGAGAGUGAUUUUCAUUUAACCUUUCAAUUCGGAAAAAUUUCAAGGAAUUGAAACCGCUGAAAGUGUGUUUAAAGAGUGAAAAACGAAUUUCAAGGUACAUCUCCAUCGCCAUUCUCGUUUCAUGUAAGAGUACAUUUUCUAAGCCAUGUCCUGAAUGGACUAUAAUUACAGUGAUACUUUAAGGGGGGUGUUCUCUACCUUUGUAUCUGUACCGGU